Molecule: messenger RNA, 1250 nt
Organism: Alternaria rosae
Lineage: Eukaryota; Fungi; Ascomycota; Dothideomycetes; Pleosporales; Pleosporaceae
Exons: 13
Source: RefSeq, a predicted model, not a curated record
GACACGGGCUUGUUGGACAGGUUGCUGGACAUCAUACACGGAGAUCACAGCUUGGGCAUGUUAAUCCACCGCCGCCCAAAUGUUGUAAAUAAGAUCCUGAAACAGUGUCUUCAAAUUUCACCCUCUCAAGUCGCCAAUUCGCCCAUGACGCCAAGAACAAGGGCAUUGCUUGUGAACAUCAAAAGAGGAUACACCCCGUCAAGGACGGUACAGCAGUUCCUCGAACGCAUGCAUCGUACACGGGUUGAAGUGUUCGAUGAUCGAACCCUCGAACAAGCCUUCAACGCCGUUCGCGCCUCGUACCAGACACUCAAACAGACCGCACCAAGGCGCCCUCUCGAUGGCAUCCCCUCGAAUCCUUUCCCCUCACAAGGCGGACCGUCAACGCCCUUCGGCAUGCUGAGCAGUGGUAGAGAGGACGCAGAAGAGCAAAGUCGUAAAGGCGGCUUCAACCGACUUGCGGCCACAGACUACAACAGAGACGCCUGGGUUACUAUACUCUCUCGACGCCCGGAAGAGGUAUCAAAGAUUGAAUACGCCGUCAAGAACGCCCAAGGGCAUAUGCACAUCAGCGAUGCGGUAAGGGACGUCGCGCAUCGACGUUGCAUCUCAUGGCUAACGAGAAUGGUACAAAACGACAUGGUCCUCGCCGAGUCCGUCGAAGAUAUCGACACAAAACACCAGAUAAUCAUCCGCUUCCUUUCCGAGAUCCCCGCCAUCGACUACAGCAUCCUCCGCAUCGAUCUAGCGUGUAACACACUCCACUACCUGUAUAUGUUCCGUCCGCCUGUCCGGAGAAACCUAUGCGAGAAAUUGCUGGUUAGGUGGAGGCUGAGGUGCUUGGCGAGGGCAGGAGGUCAGUAUGCCUAUGGCAAGAACGAGAGUCGGGGGGGGGGGGGUAGGGGGGUGCUGGUGGGGGGGGGGAGGGGGGGUGCUGGUGACGCGCAGGUGGUUAAGGAGAGUGCUAAUGGUGCGUUGGAGGUCAAGGCUGUUUCGUAGAUGGGUAGAUGAGGAGAUGAGGAGAGAGGAAACUGGGGUGGAGACGAAGGAAGGAGCACGCUAUGGGUUUGGAUUCGAGGCGUUCGUUUCAUCAUAUGUAUACCUAUCGAGUUCAUUCUAGGUUCGUGCUACGAUAGGAAGUCGGAAGGAAUGCACCAUAGUAAGAUAGGAGAAAAAGAGACGGCAAGCGAAGGGUCCGAAACAGAAGAUAUGCGUGGUUGCACGAAGAUACCAUACAGCCAAUGUAUAAC